AUGGGAAGGCCUCCUUGUUGUGAUAAGACCAAUGUGAAAAGAGGUUUAUGGACUCCUGAGGAAGAUGCUAAAAUACUUGCUUAUGUAGCCAAUCAUGGAAUUGGAAAUUGGACAGCUGUUCCAAAGAAAGCAGGGUUGAAUAGGUGUGGUAAGAGUUGCAGGCUAAGAUAUACAAAUUAUCUAAGACCUGAUCUGAAGCAUGAUAGUUUUACACCUGAAGAAGAAGAGCUCAUUAUUACCCUUCAUGGAGCUAUAGGAAGCAGAUGGUCUUGCAUUGCAAAAAGACUACCUGGAAGAACAGACAAUGAUGUCAAGAAUUACUGGAACACAAAACUAAGAAAGAAGCUUAUGAAAAUGGGAAUUGAUCCAGUAACUCAUAAGCCAGUUUCACAAGUGAUUUCUGACUUAGGAAACAUUAGUAGCCUCACAAACACAAACUCUCAAAACAACCUAAUUUUGGAUCACACAAAAGAUGAACAAGUUCAACCAUUGCAACAUCAAGUUCAAUAUCACCAAUUCACAAACCAAGAGAAUUUCCAACAACAUGUCUUAAGUGAAGUUGCAUCAUCAAGUUCAUCUUCAUCUUCUUCUAAUCUCACAAGGUUAAACUCGCCGAUUUCGUACUCCUGCAACACUUCACAAGCUCAAAUUAAUUCUAACUUUGAUUGGAGUGAUUUUCUUCAUAAUGAUGAGCCUUUAGUGUGGACAGAUAUUCAACAAAUUCAACAAUGUGACAUACAAAGGGUAAUGUCAUCAUUGACCCUCUCAGGUAUAAUGCAAAAUGAAGGUGAAAUUUCCAAUAAUUUCAAUAGUAAUGGUGAUGAUAAACAAGGUGGUUCAAGUGAAGGUUUUGAGGAUGUUGCUUGUGAUGCAAGUAAAGAAUAUCAAGGUCAUAAGAAAUGUGAAGGAAAUUCAUUUUCAGGGAAUUCAUUUGUGGAUGGUAUUUUGGACAAGGACAGUGAGAUAAGGGCAACAUUUCCAGAAAUUUUGGAUGCUUCUUUUGAUUAUUAAGUGUUUGUGUUACAUUGUUAGACUCAUUUAGAUGUUUGCA
This is a messenger RNA of Medicago truncatula (barrel medic), 1051 nucleotides long. Its product is annotated as transcription factor MYB35. Bases 1 to 1011 code for a protein of 336 amino acids. The transcript is spliced from 3 exons. Lineage: Eukaryota; Viridiplantae; Streptophyta; Magnoliopsida; Fabales; Fabaceae. The record is from RefSeq and is a predicted model, not a curated record.